UGACGACUCCUUCACAGUCUAGGUGAUGACGUUAGCGCAGCGACUGUCACUCUACCCUGAACGUAGCUGUUUGGUUACGGCAUUACAUUUGUGUAUGUAUAGAAACACAUGCUAUAUGUGAUUGUGAUUGGAUUUAAUAACAUCUGUGGUUGGGAAUAAAAUCCUUGAAUGGCAGGUACUCAUGUUUAACUCAUUGCCUUUCCAGUUUAGUUUCAUUUUUUUGUUAAACCUUUCUCUCUGUCAUUUGUGUGUGUGAUUUUUAUAGUGAACAAGGCAAUUGCAGAGCCGGCAGAUGUCUGAGCGUGAGCCUCUGCUGCCCUGUAGAAAAAUAAAAGCGGCCGGGCCACGUGUUUUCCUGCUGUAAACUAUAAUCCUCUCUCUUGUGCUCAGUGUUUCAAACUCAAUUCAUUUGAGAUCAAAGGCAAAGAUUGAUGAGCAUAUAAUGGAUGCAAACACACAUAUUGAGACCCAAAACCACAUUUCUGAUUCAGUUGCAUGCUAAUUAUAGACAUUAGAAAAUCUACGGUAAGAUUCAUUUCAGCUGAGGGAAUUACUGCAUGAGUGGGAUAUGUACAUAUUAUAUACUUUUAUACACGCCUAAGAAGCACUUGAGCGUGUAAGUGCGUAAUGAUAGUUAAACUCAGGUCCUUCCUGUGUGUGUUGUUGUGAUAUUUGUCCAACUUGCCCCUAGUAAAAAAACUGAUGGUCUAGAAUGUUCUUUUGUUCUUCUCCACAUGACUGAAAAAGGGCCUAAGAAGCUUUUUAACGGUCGUUUUCUGUUUUUUGUUGUUGUGUUUUCCAGUUCUUUUCCCUGGUUCUGCAAGUCCUGUUAACCAGGCCCAGCAGACAAUGCCAACCAACAGUUUUGUCUUCUGCAGCUUGUCCUGUUUCUCUCUUUAUCUCUCUCUCUCUCUCUCUCUCUCUUGUGUUUGUGUGUCAAAGAUGACUGUGUUGUAUGGAGUGAAAUAUAUUCAUUUCAGAGAAGCACACCCAAUGGAUUCCAUGCACUUUACGAAAACGCACAUUUUUAAUUUAACUCGUUAUUUUCUUCAGUCUAGUUGAGUUUAAAAUGGCCUUUGGCUGGAAGAGGACAUUUCUUAUCUCCGGUUGUCACUGUUUAAGUGAGUUUGUGUGCAUAGGUCUGCCCCAGUUUUAGACCAGUUUAGAUCUGUCUCCUAAGGCAGUUUUGAAAGCACCAACAAAACCUCUUCUAAUACAUGUUUUUUGUACAUUAGUUCUGGUAAGUGAAACCAUCAGUGGAUGAAUAAACUGUCAUUUGAUGCUGACACCCAAAUCAUAAACUCUGUUUUGUCUAUCUUGAUGUCUCUGUGUGCUUUAUAGCGAAGCAGCCGACCUGAAUCGCUUGUUCAUUAUACAACUUAUGAAACUUGAGAGCACAUCCCACUGGAGAUCCGGCUGUGCUUGCUUACAUUUGGUUCAUGACUUAAAAAAUCGAGUUCAGGAGUGAUUCCUGACGAGUCAAAGGCUCUUUCACUGCUCGCCCCAGCUAAUGCCAUCGCAGGAUUGCUGCCAGGGGGAGGGCUUCUGCCCACACCCAACCCGGUCACAUCUAUUGGUGGAGUUGGUCUUGGUGGUCUUGGAGGGCAUAACUUGGAUCCUAUGGCAGCCUUGGCCAUGGCAGCGCCCAACAUGAAUCCUCAGUCUUUGUCAGCUGAGCAACUUAUGAAAAUAAUGGCAUCCAUUGACCCAAAGCUGAAUCCUCUCACCGCUGGGCUAAACUUGACACCUGGAUUGAAGGCAGACGCUUCUAAUAAAGAGAUCGAAGAGGCCAUGAAGAGGGUGAGAGAGGCACAAUCUCUGAUCUCAGCUGCCAUCGAACCUGGAAGUAAGAAGGAUGAUAAACGUAAGCGCUCGAGAUCGAGAUCCAGACGCAGGAGGUCGCGGUCCCGUUCAAGACACAGGCGUUCUAAGAGUCAUUCCAGAAGGAGGUCUCGCUCCAGGAGCCGUAGGAGGUCAAAAAGCCCCAGGAGGAGGAGGUCUCAUUCCAGGGAUCGCACCAGACGUUCCCGGUCCAGGGAUCGAAAGAAGGAUGACAAAAACAGGAAGCGUUCAAAAACGCCACCGAAGAGCUACAGCAGCGCCAGACGGUCACGAAGUAUCAGCCGUAAACGGCACAGGAAAAGUCGCAGCAUCUCUCGCUCGCCAAAGAAAUUACGUUCUCCCAAGAGAAAACUAUCCCGCUCGCCGUCUCCACGCAGACAUAAGAAAGAGAAAAAGAAGGAUAAAGAUCGCGAGAGAGACCGUGACCGAGACAGAAAAGAUGAUCGGGACAGAAAUCGGGACAAAAGAGAACGUUCCACCAGCAAGAAGAGCAAAGACAAAGACAAGGAGAGAGACCGGAAGUCAGACAGUGAAAAGGGAGAUGUAAAGGUGACCAGGGAUUAUGAUGAGGAGGAGCAGGGCUACGACAGUGAGCACGAGGAAGAGCGAGAGAGGAACUCUGAUGCCGCAUCAUCCCCACAGGCCAAAGAGCCUCAAGCAGACAGCGCAGAUGAUGCGGGAUGCGGAGAGUCGGACGGCAACAGCGAAGACCAGCGAGACGAAGACAUGGACAUGAGUGAUUAAAAACAGCCCAAUCCCACCGAUCAUUGUUUCUCUUAUUGUUAAAUGGAGUUUGGAUAGAGGAAAGCUCCUCCUACAUCGGUCCGACGACUCUUUCCUCUCUGAACGGAUUCAUUCCUUUUUUCUUUUUUUAAACUCCGCAUCCUCAGAAUCUGCUGUAUUCACUGGUUCAUGAUCGUCUUAAAUAUGUACUCCCAAGAUUUUACACCCGUUUUCUUUACUCGUGGCUCAUGUGGAACGGUGUUAUACAAUUUUCAACUUCACCCUGACAAAUAAAACCAUUCGUAUGUCGGUUUGCCGUUUCUAUUUAAAGCAAUUAUCUUCUAAUUAACAGUGCUUGGAAACAGGCAGUUUUUUGUUUCUUUUUAUAUUUAGCCUGAGUUAGAUGUAAUAUGUUUGUCUUUUUAAAGUUGCAUAAUGGAAAUGCACGUAAACUGGAUUACUCUUCUCGCAGGUUAUGACUGUUGAUGAGUUGAUAUUGGUUCAGGUUUAUCUGUUGCAUUGUGUUUUUCUGUAGUGAACACACAAACACCCUUCAUCAUAGAUUAGUUUGUGAAUAAACUGAUUUAUCUGUACUGUUUGCAGUGUUACAAAUUGAAAAUAAAACUUGAU
This is a messenger RNA of Xyrauchen texanus (razorback sucker), 3195 nucleotides long. RefSeq names its product serine/arginine-rich splicing factor 11-like. Gene Ontology annotation, molecular function: RNA binding. Gene Ontology annotation, cellular component: nucleoplasm. NCBI's taxonomy places the organism in Eukaryota, Metazoa, Chordata, Actinopteri, Cypriniformes, Catostomidae. The transcript has 11 exons. The record is from RefSeq and is a predicted model, not a curated record. Bases 1621 to 2586 code for a protein of 321 amino acids.